Molecule: messenger RNA, 1524 nt
Organism: Ustilago hordei
Lineage: Eukaryota; Fungi; Basidiomycota; Ustilaginomycetes; Ustilaginales; Ustilaginaceae
Exons: 1
Coding region: 1-1524 (507 amino acids)
Source: RefSeq, a predicted model, not a curated record
AUGUACCGCAGCACCCGAUCAACAAAGCAGUCCUCCAAACUCAAAAUCCUCCCCGAGGAACCGGAAGACAGUUCCACCGGCGCACCUAGUGGAGGGGCUACACCUCUCAAUGCUUCCUCUCCCACCAUUGGCGGCGGUGCUGCCAUAUUCGGAUCUGUUGGCGGACAAAGCAUUCUAGCCAACCCAUCCAGCGGCUACCGACGCAAUCCAACGCAUUCUGAACCGCCUAACCCUACCGCUUCACUCGGGAAUGCAAACUCGCCGCAUCACUCAGUCGAUGAUGACGACAGCUCGUCAGACGAUGCUGGCGAGGGAGAGGAUGAGGAGGCUGUAGAAGUGUACAAGCAGCUGGCUCAGAUUCCGGAGGGUUCGAUGAGGCGGGAUGCGAGGAGGUUGACGAAGCGAUCAAGGGCCAAGUUGCCGCGUGUCACGGCUUAUUCGACGGCUACAUCGUAUAGGAUGCGAGAGUUGACCAAAUGGUUGAAUGCGAGGAGAUCAAGUCAUCAGACCAACGUGCUUACUUUUGACGAGUGUUUGUAUACUACUUACACCUAUAAACACGUUGAUGAGGCAAGAGGGCUCAUUCCAGCAAAUGCGAAUGGUGGAACUGGUUCGGGAAAGCUUUCGCUUUCGCAUUUGCAUUUGCAUUUGCAUUCGCAUUCGCAUUCGCAUCGAUCAAAUAAGGACGCAAAGACGGGAGAUCUGCUCGGAAUCCCGGAACUGAAUCAAGAUUCAGAAGAACAGCAGCAACAAGACGGCAAUGCAAGCCAGGCAGCCAAUGCUUCAAGCGAGAACGCCGAGGCAGCAGCCAAACGCAAACGUAGUCGAUUCUCCGUCGACGACGUGGUUCCUGAACUCUUCAUCAUGGACUACGGUACUAUCGUCAUCUGGGGUAUGACUUUGCAAGAAGAGAAACGAUUCCUCCGAGAACUCCGUCGAUUCGAAGUAGAACGCCUCGCAUCAGAAGACAUCGAAUCCGAAGACCUUCACUGGUACCUCGCCGACUAUUCCCGCAUUUACAACGAUGUCAUCACCCUCCGUCGCGGCUCCUCUUACAUGACCAAACUCUCCCUCUCCCAUGCACUUGCCCAAUCAACCAAAAUCUCCUUCUUCGAAGGUAUCAUCGAUAACACCAUCGAAUCUACAAAGGACAUCCCACAAUCCAUCGCCGAAAGCGGUAAAAUUGGAAUGCCACCCGCAGAAAUCAUGAAACAGAUCGGUCACCUUUUCAUUCUACGAAUGAACAUUCAUCUGGUGGGGAGUAUUGUCGACAGUCCAGAGAUUUUCUGGAGACAACCGGACCUGGAGCCGUUGUACUCGGCCGCAAGGAGUUAUCUAGAGAUCCCACAGAGGAUAGAUCUGUUGAAUACGAGGGUGGAAGUGUUGCAGGACAUGUUGCAGUUGUUGAAGGAUCAGGUGACGAGCAGUCAUUCAGAGUAUUUGGAGAUCGUAGUGAUUUUGUUGAUCAUGUUGGAGAUCGUGUUGGGCGUGGCGACCAUGUUGGUUGAUCUUUACUUUGGCUAG